AUGAAUUCAUCAAGGGAACGCACACCUGAAGCAAAGCCUACGCGUCUGCUACCACCUAUAAUGAAUGGGGAUGGCCGACCCCUUUCAGGGGAUUCCAGCGGCUCCGGUCAUUUGACUCCUCGGUUGAGAGAUCCUAACACCAAGAUGUGGAGCCGUGUUCGUUGCUUCGGCGGCGGCGCUUCUACAUCUAGAGGUCUGUUUUUAUUUAUAUCAUAUUCUAACAUCAUUGGCGACUUGACCGUGUUACCAAAAGUAUUUUAAAACUUUCAUAUGAUCAAAUUAAACCUCUAUUAGUUUUAUUUUUCCAAAAAGAGUUUUUAAAUAAUAAGUAACACGUAACAUUUUGGGCAAUGAUACACAUUUAAUAAAAAUUAACACUGAUUGCGUUUGCAACAAAGGAGUUUCGUUUAUUGAAAUGUGACGUCACACGAAGCUCCGUCACGGCCGCCUGCGUUUCGGUUCUUGUAAUCCACAGAUUAUAAAUAGCAAAUUAGUUUUUCAACCUAAAAUAUUUAUUAUUACUGUCAAGUCGUCAAAUAUAUAGAUAAAAAUUGUUGACGAUACACUGCAGAAAGGGAGCUGCGAUUGAUCAGAUAUAAAGUAGAUUAUUUUCAUGGAGAUGAGACAGAAGAAAUAAGUAAUUAUCUAGAUAGAAAUAGAGAAUUUUUGCAGUCUUAUGUAGUGGAAGCCGUGCCACUCGAAGUACUCGAAGGAUGGUUUUUUAAGAAAAUGAAACAUGAUUAUAAUUUAAUGCAAAGAUUAGAUGGUGAUCUAAGUGAGCAUACAGUGAUUUUGGAAUUAGCUAAAUCAAUAGCUAAGUCAGUUGGAGUUGAUGCAUACAGAGUUUAUAAAAUUUAUCCUGAUCACCCUGAAUUUGUGUUAUGCUAUCCAAAAGAAAUAAAGAAAAGCGCAGAUUCCGGCUCUUCUGUUCACAUGGAAAGAGCUAAUCCUGAACAUAUAAUACUCGCAUUAGAUGCUGCUAAAAAGAGGUCUUGUGUGCGAGUUGCCAGACAUGAAGAUCCAAUGAGAUUUCCAACUACCCCUCUUGCGUUGUUUAAGACUUUUAAAGUCAGAAAUGUGAGAGAGGCCAACUAUAUCCUUUACCAACCUAUACUUUUAGCCACAGGUAAAACUGGUUACGUAGUUGAAAUGUGGCGAGUGAAGGAUAGAUUUAAAGAAAGGGACGAAAUAAUCAGUUCCAGCUUUAUGACAUGGGGGAGCGUAGCUCUUCAUUUCUGCUCAUUGUACUUGGAUAAAAAGCGGGAAAGCAAUAUGACAGAUUUCCUGCUAGAUGUCGUGAAGGCAAUAUUUGAAGAAAUGGUAUCCUUAGAUCAAUUGAUUAAGAGUAUAUUAGAAUUCGCCCAGAGGUUAGUCAAUGCGGAUAGAGCGUCGCUUUUUCUAGUUGAUUACAUCAACAAUGAAUUAGUAUCGACUGUUUUUGAUUUAAAAUUCGACCCAGGAACCGAUGUUGAGAAAAAGGAAAUCAGAAUGCCGAUUAAUCGUGGAAUAGCAGGAUAUGUAGCGACCUCUGGGGAAACGAUGAACAUACCAGAUGCAUACGCAGACAGUAGAUUUAACAGGCAAGUUGAUGAAGCCACUGGAUAUAAAACAGUCAACAUUUUGUGUAUGCCAAUAAAAGUCGAAGGGAAAGUGAUUGGAGUAGUUCAAAUGGUCAACAAACGAAAUAAUAAUAAUUUCACUCACGAAGAUGAAACUUCGUUUGAAAUAUUUUCGACGUUUUUUGGAUUAGCUCUUCAUAACGCAAGACUUUAUGAUAGAAUAAUAAGAAAAGAGCAAAAGUACAGAGUAGCGCUGGAAGUAUUAAGUUAUCAUAACACUUGUAGCGACGAAGAUGUAGAAGAAUUACUCGCAGAUGGUAUUGACAAUUCAAUAAAUUUAAAUGAUUUUAAACUUGAUCCUUAUCAGCUGGACCACGUCCAGAAGUGCAAAUCUGUAAUAACUAUGUUCAACGAUUUAUUCAAACUUUCUAAUUUUGAAUUGUCAGUUUUAACAAGAUUUGUGCUUACUGUGAGGAAGAAUUACAGAAACGUGCCCUAUCACAACUUCGAUCACGGCUGGUCAGUGGCUCAUGCAAUGUACGUUAUUUUACAGCAUGACAUUGGAAAGAAAUUUGACUACACUCGGAGACUGGCGUUAUUUGUUGCCAGUUUGUGUCAUGAUUUAGACCAUCGUGGCUACACUAAUAAAUACAUGAGUGAAACAGCUUCGCCUUUAGCGGCAAUGUAUACGACAUCCACUUUGGAACAUCACCAUUUUAACAUAACUGUAACUAUUUUACAACAGGAAGGACAUAAUAUAUUUUCGAACAUGUCCAGUGAAGAAUAUAAACAGGUUUUGGGAUAUAUACGCCAGGCUAUUCUCGCAACAGAUUUGGCAGUAUUUUUUCCAAACCUAGAAAAACUGAAAAGACUGCAUGAUAAACGAUCGGAACAAAAGUUUGAUUGGAAUUUACCCGAACACAUGGACCUCGCUAUGGCGAUUUCUAUGACGGCUGCUGAUUUAUCGGCCUCAGCAAAGCCAUGGAAUGUACAACUUAAAACAGUAAAGGUCAUUUUUGAAGAAUUUUACGCACAGGGAGAUAAAGAAAAAGCAGCUGGAAAAUAUCCUAUUCCUAUGAUGGACAGAAAUAUGCCAGAUGAGCAACCUGCUAGUCAGGUUGGAUUUUUAAGUCAAAUAUGUAUUCCUUGUUACUACAUGCUCGCCAGAAUUUUACCACACACUAUGCCAAUGUAUGAAAUGGCACAGAAGAAUUUGAAAUAUUGGUCAGAAAAAGCUUCGAAGUCAAGGAAAGAAGAGCUGUUAUUUUUAGAGACUAUACCUGAAGAUUCUACUAGCGAUGAAAUUUCAAGUGAGAACCUAAAAACAAUAGGAUCUGAAUCUGACCAGAGUGCAAAAAUAUUAGAAGUGGAAACUGACACUAACAAAAGAGACGAUAAACUUAAAUGUGAUCCACAAAAGAAACAUUUGUGCAAAAAGUCUUUGAGUAUAGAAAAAAUGUCAUGGGAAGAAGAGGAUAGACCUAUUCCAGAAGCUUUAACUGACAGCAAAAUAACUACUGCAGUUUUUUGGAGAGAGAGGGAGAGCAGUACAUCAUGGAUUGAAGAGGUUAUAGUUCAUAACGAACAUUAG
Messenger RNA from Diatraea saccharalis (sugarcane borer), 3150 nucleotides. Lineage: Eukaryota; Metazoa; Arthropoda; Insecta; Lepidoptera; Crambidae. The record is from the annotation of a GenBank genome assembly.